AUGAAAUUCUCUAUUGCACUUGUCUCUACUGCUCUAGCUGUCGCCUUCGCGAAGCCUCAAUGGGGUGGAUCUGCGGAAUCAACAGGAAAGCAUCAUCACAAGCACCAUCACCGCCACACUCGCUCUCCACGAACGGCCGCUCCUGUCUUCACCGACGGGACACCAGAAUCCAGUGACCUGCCCGUUGGCCCUACCGGCAUUGCUGAUUUAAAAUACAAGCCCCACCACAAGCACCACCAUCGACACACUCGCCCUCCUCCAUCAGCCGCCCCUGAGACAACUGUGACGGCAACUGAUUUCCCUGUCGAUCCUUCUCAUACUGUUCCAGUGGUAACGAUGGCAGAGGUUACGGUGGAAAUGCCAGGAGCUUCUACGGAUGCUUCGAGUGCGACUGCUGAGGGUUCCGGGAGCAUGCAAGAAUGA
This is a messenger RNA of Haemonchus placei, 423 nucleotides long. The record is from the annotation of a GenBank genome assembly. NCBI's taxonomy places the organism in Eukaryota, Metazoa, Nematoda, Chromadorea, Rhabditida, Trichostrongylidae.